Messenger RNA from Saitoella complicata NRRL Y-17804, 1685 nucleotides. Its product is annotated as RNA polymerase I-specific transcription initiation factor RRN3. Gene Ontology annotation, biological process: transcription initiation at RNA polymerase I promoter. Bases 171 to 1508 code for a protein of 445 amino acids. The transcript has a single exon. The record is from RefSeq and is a predicted model, not a curated record. NCBI's taxonomy places the organism in Eukaryota, Fungi, Ascomycota, Saitoellomycetes, Saitoellales, Saitoellaceae. Gene Ontology annotation, molecular function: RNA polymerase I general transcription initiation factor activity; RNA polymerase I core binding. Gene Ontology annotation, cellular component: nucleus.
GUCAUUUGGGUCAGCUAUGAUCUUGAGCACGACUGAUCCUGUUCGCAGUACCCAUUUCCCUCGGCCGUCUUCCUAACCAUGACCCAGUACCUCGCUCGCUCAUCCAUGACCGCGCCCACUUCGCCCUCCAAUAUAUCCUCGAGCUUGUCCCGACAGCGACCCCAUCCCUCAUGCCAGUCCUCUCUGCCGAAUUCCCUCACAAGUCCGAAAACAAACUUGCUCAGGUCACCUACGUCACCAACCUCCUCCGCGUCCUGCAAUAUGCCCCCGUCCUUCGUGGCCAAGUCAUGAACCUCCUCAUCGACAAAAUCAUCCAGAUUGAUGUCGAGAUCCAGGUGAACUUGGACGAGUUAGACGAAGAGCACGAAAUCCUAGAAGAAGACGUACCAAAUGGCAUCAGUGACGCGAAUUUUAUGGCUACGGCUAAGGAGGGUCCACAUGCGCAGCUCUUGGCGGAGAUUGCGGAGGCUGAUGCGGCUGAUUUGGAUGAGGAUGAUGAUGAGGAUCUGGAGAUGAGCGUGCAGAACAUCAAGGAUAUGGUCGACAAGCUCGAUUGUAUGUUGAUGGUGAUGUUUGAUUACCUCACUCCGACCUUCCUCAGCGAACCAGCGCUACUCACCCCCGGGGGUAUCAUGAACUCUGACGCUUUCUCGGAUAUCUCUUUUGAGUACCUUCUCCAAGCAUUUGACACGACGAUUUUGUCGACGUUUAGGUCGAGGUAUACGCAGUUUAUCAUCUUUUGGGCAAGUCAGACGAGUCCGAGGUUUAUCGAUGCGUUCCUCGGUGUCGCGAUCGAGCGUGCACUCGAUCCCUCCCGACCCCAAAUUGCGAGACAAGCUGCGUCAGCAUACGUCGCCUCCUUUGUCGCUCGUGCCAAGAAACUCGAUCGCCCCGCCGUUCGAACCGUCGUCGGGAUGUUGUGUACCUGGCUACACACCUAUAUCGAGGACAGGGAGGAGGAAUGCGUCGGUGCUGAUGUUGGGAAGUUUGGAGGUUUUUACGCGGUUGUGCAGGCGGUGUUUUACAUCUUUUGCUUCAGAUGGCGGGAGUUGAAGGGGGAUGAUGAGGAGAAUGAGGAUGUGAUGGAGGGUGAGGAUGGGGAGACAGAUAAGUGGGCUCCUGGGCUCGAGGUGCUUAAUCGGGCUAUUCUGUCCAGAUUCAACCCCCUCAAGGUGUGCUCGCCUGUCGUCGUUUCCCAGUUCGCGAGGGUUGCGAAUCAUCUUGGGUUGCUGUACGCCUACUCCGUUAUGGAACAAAACCGAAGAUUGGGCGGUGCGGGGAAUUACAUGAAUGCGAAUCUGAAUAAGGAGGUGGAGAGUUAUUUCCCGUUCGAUCCGUAUCGGUUGAAGAGGAGUCAGGGGUACGUUAAGGAUAUGUAUGUCGAGUGGCAGAAUAUCCCGGGGCUGGAUGAUGAAGAGGACAGCGAGGAGGAGGACGAAGACGAAGACGAAGACGAGGAGAGUGAGGAGGAGUAUGAUGAGGAUAUGGAUGAGAGCAUGAUGGACUGAUUUGUCCCCUAAAAAAUGAGUCGGGUGUGGUGUGUGGAGUGAGGUCUUUUUGCACAUGCUUUUUUGGUUGGGUAUCGGUUAUCGUUUUGGCGAUUGGAGUUCUUUUGUUUGUUACCUAUAUCAGGCUUUUUGGCUAUCUCGUAUCAAGAUAUCAUGAUUGAUCCUAUACCAGUACCG